AGUUCCGUGCCGGAGGCUCGCCACGUGGGGGGGUCAACCAAGGAGAGAUCAGCGUGGGAGCGCACUGCGGUGUGUUCGAGGACUCCAGAGGGUAGAGUACCACUGAUGGACCAGGCUACUACUGUAGUGAUUUCCAGUGCCAGAUGAUGUUCAAAUACACAGUAUAGCACUCUAGAGUCUAAUGUACUCUAAAAUUCAGUACAUCGUUUCUUUAAGUACAGAUCACUCUUAAGUGCUGCAAAGUAUACUGUGUAGAACUCUUACAGUCCACGCGUGAUACUCUGCGGCAUACAUACACGAUGGCAGGACAGGGACCGCGUGCGGACACAUUCCAGUCACUCCGUGGGGGUUCGGACGUUCCGCCUCUUGAUGUUGGAGUGGGGGGCUCCCACGUGGGCCCCCCGCCACUGGCCACGUCGGAGCGGAGCUGCUUAACGGAGCGACUCUUCGACUCGUGGAGAGACUACCUGGGCCUGGGUGGUCUCCUCUCCUCCUCCGUCCAGGUGGGCCAAGGGGGCCACGUGGAGGAGGAGAGGCACGAGAAGGAGGAUGCACACACGGGCACCGGAGCCCUGGGGGCGGGAGCCGCACUCCCAACAACUCCACGGACCCCCGCGGGACCCCGCGACCGCUUCUCGGAGUCGGCCGCUGCCGCGCAGCUGCGACGUCAGGGGCCGGGAGAGGCCGACGACAAGCGAGCCGUGGGGGGGUCCCCUCCCCCCCCUCCCCUCUGCUCCUUCUGCCUGUCGAACGGCGCGACCGAGCGGGUGUACGGCUCGCACGACCUCCGCGACACCGCGGGCCGCGUGUCGUGCCCCGUGCUGCGCGCCUACACGUGUCCCCAGUGCGGCCAGAGCGGCGACGUGGCCCACACCCUCAAGUACUGCCCCCUGUCCCAGGGCAAGGUCCUCCCGCUGCACACGGCGCGCAACUCGUGCGGCCCCAGGCGCCGGCUGCCCCCGGGGUCACGCAGAGGGUCUUCUUGUCACGCAGAGGGCCUUGGGGGGCACCCCGGGCCUCGCCAGGGAAAAGCGGGCCUGUGAUGGUCGGGGUGAUGUCCUAUGGGUUACUCAACGCGGGCCCGA
Molecule: messenger RNA, 1085 nt
Organism: Lethenteron reissneri (Far Eastern brook lamprey)
Lineage: Eukaryota; Metazoa; Chordata; Hyperoartia; Petromyzontiformes; Petromyzontidae
Product: nanos homolog 2-like
Molecular function (GO): RNA binding; zinc ion binding
Source: RefSeq, a predicted model, not a curated record